Messenger RNA from Eptesicus fuscus (big brown bat), 882 nucleotides. RefSeq names its product empty spiracles homeobox 1 (gene EMX1). NCBI's taxonomy places the organism in Eukaryota, Metazoa, Chordata, Mammalia, Chiroptera, Vespertilionidae. Bases 1 to 882 code for a protein of 293 amino acids. Gene Ontology annotation, molecular function: DNA binding; DNA-binding transcription factor activity, RNA polymerase II-specific. The record is from RefSeq and is a predicted model, not a curated record. The transcript is spliced from 3 exons. Gene Ontology annotation, biological process: central nervous system development; neuron differentiation; regulation of DNA-templated transcription.
AUGUGCCUGGCUGGGUGCACACCCCGCACGGCGGCGGCGCCCGCACGCGGAGCGCUCCCCAGAGCCCGGCUGCCUCUCUCGGCUCUGGCGCCCGCGACCAUGUUCCAGCCCACAGCCAAGCGCGGCUUUACCAUCGAGUCCUUGGUGGCCAAGGACGGCGGCACCGGCGGGGGCAAUGGCGGUGGGGGCGCGGGCUCCCAUCCCUUGGCCGCGGCCGCCUCGGAGGAGCCACUUCGGCCCACCGCACUCAAUUACCCUCACCCCGGCGCGGCCGAGGCGGCCUUCGUAAGCGGCUUCCCCGCCGCCGCCGCCGCCGCCGCCGCGGGCGCCGGCCGCUCGCUUUACGGUGGGCCCGAGCUCGUGUUCCCCGAAGCCAUGAACCACCCGGCGCUGACCGUGCACCAGGCGCACCAGCUGGGCGCCUCCCCGCUGCAGCCCCCGCACUCCUUCUUCGGCGCCCAGCACCGGGACCCUCUGCACUUCUACCCCUGGGUUCUGCGGAACCGCUUCUUCGGCCACCGCUUCCAGGCCAGCGAUGUGCCCCAGGACGGGCUGCUUCUGCACGGCCCCUUCGCGCGCAAGCCCAAGAGGAUCCGCACGGCCUUCUCGCCCUCGCAGCUGCUGCGCCUGGAGCGCGCCUUCGAGAAGAACCACUACGUGGUGGGCGCCGAGCGGAAGCAGCUGGCCGGCAGCCUCAGCCUCUCGGAGACGCAGGUGAAGGUGUGGUUCCAGAACCGGAGGACAAAGUACAAGCGGCAAAAGCUGGAGGAGGAGGGACCCGAGUCCGAGCAGAAGAAGAAGGGCUCCCACCACAUCAACCGGUGGCGCAUCGCCACCAAGCAGGCCAACGGGGAGGACAUCGAUGUCACCUCCAAUGACUAG